This is a messenger RNA of Humulus lupulus (European hop), 1381 nucleotides long. RefSeq names its product protein FANTASTIC FOUR 3. The transcript has a single exon. The coding region runs from base 260 to 1198 and encodes 312 amino acids. NCBI's taxonomy places the organism in Eukaryota, Viridiplantae, Streptophyta, Magnoliopsida, Rosales, Cannabaceae. The record is from RefSeq and is a predicted model, not a curated record.
ACAUCAUAUAUACCCCAAAAAACAGCAACUCACCCCAUUUAUUAGCAUCAACCAUAUUGAUUUUUUCAAACCAUGCUCUUCUCGUGCCUCUUUCUCUCCACCUCCAUGAACUAGUCAAUCUUUUUUAUUAUCAUUAUUAUUAAAUAUAAUACUUUCUUGUGCAUAUAAUCUCUACACAUAUAUACAGUGCUAUACUAGCUUAGCCAUACAAACAAAUUUUAAGCAUUUUUGAGGGAGAGAGAGAGAGAGAGGUCCAUUCAUGGCUGCCUGUGGAAGUCUACAACACAUCUUUGAAAAACCAUUACCAGAAAACCCUACACUUCUUGAAUCCCUUUCUCCAUGGAACCAAAUCAAGCCUGUAAAUAAGCCAAACAUUGACCAAUCCUCCUUCACUGAAAUCUUUGGUGAGCUUCAUUUCAAAGAGAGCAGUUCUCUAUUAUCAUCAUCAUCUUCUUCUUCUGCUUCUUCUUCAUCCUCUUCUGUGAUAGAUUUAGACUCGAAAUCCAAGAAAACCUCAUCACCAUUUGAAAACUCUUUCUCAAGCUCAUCAAAGUACACAAGCUCUCACAAAAAGAGUGACAGUUUCUCCUUGAAGAGCUUCGAAAGUCUGCAACUUUGUACAGAGGGACUUGGUUUUGAGAGCUCCGGUGAGGUUGAUGAUUUGAUGUUGAAGAACAAUAACAACAACAAUUCUAUAAAGGAAGAAGAUGACGAUGAUGAUGAUCAUAACAAGGAUGAGGGGCAAAAGCCAGUGGAGAAAGAAUUGAGUGUUGGAGAGAAUUCUACUAACUUCAGUGAAAUGGUUCAGAGAUCGAGGAGGAUGACGGCGAUGACAACCACCACCGCCACCGCCACCGGAGGAGGAAGAUUUCCGCCACCGAUAUCUUGUUUGAGCAAGAGUAAUGGGAAGCCUUGGAUUUGCUUCAAGUCUUAUAGACAAGAUGGGAGGUUUGUGUUGAAAGAGGUGAGAGUUCAAAGCCAGGAGUUUUUGCAUGCAUGCAGGGAAGAUGGUCGUCUGAAGCUUCAUUUUGUUCAGCCAAAAAACGAAAUUGUGGAGGACGAAGAUGGCGAAAACGAAGAAGAAGAAGAUGAAGAAGAAGAAGAUGAUGAUGAUGAACAAGAGGAGAGUGGUAAGGAUGUUGCUGAUGAAGAUAGUGAGAAUGUAAGGUCUGAAUUAGGCCACACCACAGAUGAAUAAGGAAAAGGAUAUUUCAGUACAAAAAAGAUUGUAAGUGGAGUAUAGAUUUCCAUGUAAGGUUCGUUUUCUUCUUCAAAUAAUUAAGAGGAAAUAAAAGUGAAAAUCCCUUCUUCUUUUUUCUGUGACAUGUCUAAUUUGGUUUGGAUCUGGUAAGGUAAUACAAUCUGUUGUUUUCUUUUUCUA